CAAGAAAUAUUUGUUAUAAGCAAAUACAUUUUCAUCAAAUAUAUGGAAGUUACAGCUCUUUUUUUUUCUCUCAUCUAAAUAGAGUCAAUUCAAUUAGUUCUGUUGUAAGAACUACACCAGAGGUGAAACACAAAUGGCAGGAUUUGCAACUCAAAUCAAAGAAAAAGGAGGCAGAAAGAUUCAAGCUCCAGAAUCUGACAGGUGGUGGACCAGCACCAACUGCUUUAACACCACUUGAGUCAAAGGUUAUUUCUAUCAUUCCCAGAGUUGCCUGCUAUGGAAUUACUGGUGGUAUUGACACCGACAGUGCAUUAGUGUCCUCUGUACAGAUGCCAGAUUUACCUGUUUCUGAGAAUGAAAAUACAGACCCAACUGGAAGUGCAGAUGACACUGUUGAAAUAUUGAUAGACAUGUCAACAGGAAAGGAAAUCAUAAUUAAUGAAAAUGAAGUGACUCUUUGUGGAAAUGACAGCAGACCCAAAGAACGAACAUCACCACCAUCAAAGAAUAGGACUGGAAAGACAGUGGAAUGCGUUGCUGAUUCCACCAGUAGACUGUUAAUGAUAGAAGAGGAAAAGAUUAAAUUGAAAAAAAGAAAAAUAGAGUUAAUGGAAGAAAGCAAUGAAUUGGAAAAAAAGAAACUGAAAUUUUUGGAACUUAUAUCAGAAAAGUUAUCUGUGAUUAAUUAGGUCAAAGUUUAAAUAUUUAUAAAAUUUUAAGACGGUUAGACCCCCCUUCAUUUGCGCCAUUUCAUAGGUGAUACAGGUAACAUAUAACGAGAAAGUUGCAUAUUCAUUGCUUUAUCAUGAAUAAGAUUUGUUUCUACAGUAUUUCUCCUGGAUAAUUGUUCAUACUCAUUUCUAAUACAAAUCUGAGGUUUAGAAUUAUAAAGUGUUCACAUGCUAAAGGUGUAAAGAUGGACAUUGUCAGUUCAGAGACAAACAGAGGAAAUGAGUCUUUUUUUUUAUUAUCACACAUACGGUACAUAGAUUAUUGUAUGCAUUAUAUUAAAAAUCAAACCAUAAAACUUGAAAGCCAGAAUAACAACUGAUAUGGACAGAAUUAUAAUUUUACUAUAGUGUAAAAUGCUUAGAACUGUCUCGUAAUUUUACUCUUUUUUAAAAGUUCAAAGUAACAGAACUGUGCUUUAAUGAAGUUUUAACAUAACUCGUAUGGUUUUAUGCUGACUGAUUUCUGAGGAAUAUGUUUUAUUAUGCAAACAAAAAUUGUCUUUACCAUUAAAAGUCUUUUUUGAAAUAAUAUAAAUUUUUUAUACUAUUUACCUGUAUUCACCUGUAUUAUUGGAAUAAAUGAAAGGUUUUUAUUUUUGGCGCAAAUGAAAUAUGGUUUGAGGCGCAAAUGAAAUGCCAAUUGGUGCAAAAGCAAAGCACCGCAACAUGCCAAGAUACUAGAUACAUAGGCUAAUAAUAUGAUAAUUCAUAAGGGGUCAAUCUCUUCACAAGCAUUAUAAAAUAGUAAUAUGGAUUCCUACACUGCAACAAAUGUGUUACGAUAUUUCUCAACUCGAGACAGUUAAAUUUAUUAUUUAAAGCGCGAGGCUUGCAAAGCUUUUUGGUUAAUUAAAAUUUAACUGUUGAGAGUGGCGAAAUAUCGUAAUACACAAGUUAUAGUGUAGGAAUCUGUUUCUCUAAUGAUUUUCCCCUCUUUUUCCAAGAUUUUAAGAAAGUUGUGUUGUAUAUAUGCAACGUCAUCAGGCAUGGUCGCCUUUUUUUCAUGAUGUCACAAUAGGAAAAUUCAGAAGAAACCAAGAAAUCUCGAUUUCAUAAUCAAAUUUCGACUAAUCAUUUGACGAUAACAGAUAUUUCACGAGUGAGGAGAAAUAUUUUGCUCACACCGCUCAAGAAAUGUGAAAAUAGCACAAAAAUUAGAGAAAUAUAUUUUUUAAACUAUUGACAAAAUAUAAACAAGUUUUUUAAGUGUUUAAAUAGACAUCAUUUAACCGAACAUUUUCCUAUUUAUCAUAUAAAUAAAAGAUAAAUCUAUAUAUACCGGUGAAUCACCUAGUGGUCAUUUUCAAACUAUGUCUAAAGGAAAAGAUGAGAAAAUGCAUAUAUCUUAAAA
Molecule: messenger RNA, 2082 nt
Organism: Mytilus californianus (California mussel)
Lineage: Eukaryota; Metazoa; Mollusca; Bivalvia; Mytilida; Mytilidae
Exons: 6
Coding region: 330-689 (119 amino acids)
Source: RefSeq, a predicted model, not a curated record